AGCAGGGCAGAGCGCUGUGAGAGGAGGAGGGUCGAGGACGCGGACGCAGAAAGGAGCUGACAGAGCGUUUGUGAGAUAAUACAUGCAACAGGGAUGCACAGAUAGCCGCACCGGACCGCUGGGUGGAUUACAAAGUUGAGCCAUUGUCUUUGAGAAGAAUUGGGAUCCGUGAGACAUACAGAAACAUUCGUUAGAUAAUUGAUUAAAAAAAUGGGUUUGAUACGCUUUUCUCCACUGAUCCUGGGAGCACCCACACCUUUACGCACACUUCUUUGCAGUUUUGCGCUUUUGUUCUGCUGGCAGCCCUUGUGCCAAACGUUCAACCUUGACGUGGAGAGCCCGGCUGUGUACAGCGGACCUGACGGGAGCUACUUCGGUUACGCGGUGGACUUUUACUUGGUGGAUUCCGCGAGUGUGAGCGUGUUGAUCGGGGCUCCCAAGGCCAACACCAGCCAGCCAAACAUCACAGAGGGAGGAUCGGUCUUCUACUGCCCCUGGGGACUCGGCCAAUCAGAGUGCCAUGACAUCGAGUUUGAUGCUGAAGGGGAUCGCACCGUCCUCAUCAAUGACACAGACCAUAAGGCGGAGGUCAAGUCCCACCAGUGGUUCGGCGCCACCGUGCGUUCCCACGGAGACACCAUUCUGGCCUGCGCCCCACUCUACUCCUGGAGAACCAAGAAGGACGUCCCCCAGUCCGACGUGACCGGGACCUGCUACCUCUCGGCCCAGAACUUUACUAAGUUCGCUGAAUACGCGCCGUGUCGCACAGAGGUGACGGGUCAUAGUGGUCAGGGCUACUGCCAGGGCGGGUUCAGUGCAGACUUCACUCAGGAUGGCAAAGUAGUGCUAGGAGGACCGGGGAGUUACUUCUGGCAAGGCCAGGUGAUCUCGGCAGACAAGGACAAGAUCAUCGAGACGUACUACCCAGGCUACUUCAUGCAGUCUGUGGUCGGUCAGCUGGAGACCAAACAGACGGCCAUCAAACAUGAUGAUAACUACCAGGGUUACUCUAUCGCCGUGGGGGAUUUCAGCGGUGAUAAGCUGGACGAUUUCGUUGCCGGAGUUCCUAAAGCGUCCAUUCUUCGCGGAGUGGUUUCCAUUUUCAAUGGCACCAACCUGAAAUCCAUGGUGGAGUUCAAAGGUGAACAGAUGGGUUCCUAUUUUGGCUACUCGUUGGCCACGACCGACAUCAACAGCGACGGGCUGACGGACUUGCUGGUGGGGGCCCCCAUGUUCAUGCUGCGGGGGUCUGACGGGCGGCUGGAGGAGGUGGGCCGGGUGUACGUCUACCUGCAGCGCGGGCCCCUGGACCUGGAGCUCAGCGAGCCCCACCUGACCGGCGUGGACGCAUACGGCCGCUUCGGGAACACCAUUGCGCCGCUGGGUGACCUGAACCAGGACGGCUUCAAUGACGUGGCGGUCAGCAGUCCGUUCGGCGGCGAGGGGCUGCAGGGCCUGGUCUACAUCUACAACGGCCACGCGGGCGGCCUAGGGAGCAAGCCCUCCCAGGUGAUCACCGGCCAGUGGGCGGCCCGGGUCAUCCCCGCCAGCUUUGGCUUCGCCAUGCGAGGAGCCAAGGACCUGGACAUGAACGGGUACCCGGAUCUGAUCGUCGGGGCCUUCGGCGUGGACAGGGCGCUUCUCUACAGGUCUCGCCCAAUCGUCAACGCCAUCGCCACCAUGGCCAUUUCCCCAAAUAUGAUCAACCCUGAGGAGAAGAACUGCCCGGUCACCAACGACAACAUCACCAUACUAGUUUCCUGUGUCAACCUCAGUUUCUGCAUCGCGGCGGAUGGGAAGCACCUGCCAGAAACACUAGACUUCCAGGUGGAGUUGCAGCUGGACAGCCAGAAGCACCAGCAGAAGGGCGGGGUGCGGCGGGCUCUGUUCCUGGACUCCCACCAGGCCUCGCUGCUGAGGAGCUUGAGGAUGAGGCGCGGAGAGCGCUCCUGCCACGACGCCAAGAUCUACCUGCGGGACGAGAAGGAGUUCAGAGACAAGCUGUCCUCCAUCUACGUGGCGAUGAACUUCAGCCUGGACCCCGACGCCGCGGCCGACGCCCACGGCCUACGACCCGUCCUCAACUACCAGGCGGCCAGCCUCAUCGUGCGGAAGGCUCAGAUUCUGCUGGACUGCGGAGAAGACAACAUCUGUGUUCCCGACCUGAAGUUAGCAGUCCAAGGGGACAGGAAGGAAGUCUACCUCGGCGAUGACAACUCGCUGACCUUGAUGUUCAACGCCCGCAAUGAGGGCGAGGGGGGGGCGUACGAGGCGGAGCUCUACGUGGUGCUGCCCCCCGAGGCCGACUACAGCGGCAUAGCCCGCAACAACGAGAGCCUGGCCCAGCUGACCUGCAGCUACGAUACGGAGAACCAGACGCGCUACCUCAGCUGUGACCUGGGCAACCCCAUGAAGUCCGGCACCAGCCUUUGGGCCGGCCUGCGGUUCACCGUGCCACGACUAAAGGACCAAAACAACACGGUGCAGUUCGACUUCCAGAUCCGCAGUAAAAACGAGAACAACUCCCACAGCGAGGUUGUUCCCUACAAGCUGGAGGUGGUGGUGCAGGCCAAAGUCAUUUUACAAGGCGUGUCCCGGCCAGAUAAAGUCUUCUUCCCUCCCGCCAACUGGAAGAGCACCAAGAACCCUGUGGCCGAGGAGGACGUGGGGCCAGCCGUGGAGCACGUCUAUGAGCUGGUGAACAACGGGCCCAGCCGCAUCAGCAGCACCCUGCUCCAGCUGCGGUGCCCGCUGCGCGUCCAGGGCUACCAGCUCCUCUACCCCCUGGAGUUCUCCACCGAGGGCCCGCUCAACUGCACCACCAACCACACCAUGAACUCCCUGGGCCUCAAGCUGCAGCAGACCUCCACAGAGCCUCCAUCCCUGCUGGCGCUGCAGGCCCAUGAACACCACGUGGAGAGGAGAGAGGUGCACAGAGAGUCCCUCUCUCAGCUGACCAACCUGUCGUGCUCCAACACUGAGUGCUGGACGCUGCAGUGCAACGUGGGUCUGCUGGAGAAGGGGACGAGUGCCAUCCUCAAAGUGCGCUCGCGCCUCUUGGCUGAGACCUUCCUGGAGAAGCAAAACAAGAAUUUUGUGCUGGAGUGUCUUGCCAAGUACAUUGUGAGAAAGAUGCCCUACGCCAUCCUACCCAAGCACCUCCCUACUGAACACAAAAAGGUGGUGACCUCUGUGAUGUGGAACAAGCCAGACGGUAAAUACUUGGUUCCUCUGUGGAUCAUCAUCCUGGCCAUCCUGGCCGGCUUGCUACUUCUAGCUCUGCUCAUCUACGUCAUGUACAAGCUGGGAUUCUUCAAGAGGUCUCUCCCGUACGGCACGGCCAUGGAGAAGGCCCAACUCAAGCCCCAGGCUGCGUCCGAGGCCUAGGAGGGCCCGGAGCCCACCGCAGACAAGCAGGAUCGAGCCAUAUGAUUGCAAUGGAGGAAC
This is a messenger RNA of Gadus chalcogrammus (walleye pollock), 3447 nucleotides long. It is a transcript of the gene itga5, whose product is annotated as integrin, alpha 5 (fibronectin receptor, alpha polypeptide). Gene Ontology annotation, molecular function: integrin binding. Gene Ontology annotation, cellular component: integrin complex; external side of plasma membrane. Lineage: Eukaryota; Metazoa; Chordata; Actinopteri; Gadiformes; Gadidae. The transcript has 30 exons. Bases 211 to 3387 code for a protein of 1058 amino acids. Gene Ontology annotation, biological process: cell adhesion mediated by integrin; angiogenesis; cell-cell adhesion. The record is from RefSeq and is a predicted model, not a curated record.